Molecule: messenger RNA, 396 nt
Organism: Aspergillus tanneri
Lineage: Eukaryota; Fungi; Ascomycota; Eurotiomycetes; Eurotiales; Aspergillaceae
Exons: 2
Coding region: 1-396 (131 amino acids)
Source: RefSeq, a predicted model, not a curated record
AUGGCCGGCACAGAAUCACCUAUAGAGGACACAAAAAAGUCUCUCCUGCAGAGGGCCAAAGCUUGGGGAGAAAACCCGUUUCCACCGACUCUAUUAGCAACCCUCAUCACUGCGCAGCACGCCCGUCCCCUUCAGCCGCUACCGCUGCUAUUCGCCCCGAUCCUGCUGACCACAAGCUAUGCGAAUGUGCUGGGCUUUAGGACCGAUGGUGCGGGGAUCAGCGCUGCCUGGUCAGGGCUUUAUCUGCUUCUCGCUGGUCGGCGACGACAGCCGUUCAUGAAGAAAUGGGGCGCUCGUGGCAUUGUUCGCGGCCUGACUAUGGGUCUUUGUUUCGUCAAUUUGGUCGGCGGUGGAAUCGCCUAUACAGCCGGAAAGAGAGAAGACAAGGAAGAGUAA